ACUACCCAUCACCCUACCCAUCACACAAAUCCACAAAGAUGACAUCACGAGUGCGUCACUGUGCCCGUCUGGUCAUUGUUUUCCUGGGGAUAUGCUGCAUCACCAGCGGAGUCUACCUCUUCCGCAACUGGAUCGAGAUGUUUACACGCAUGCGCGGCAAGGAAAUGGCAUUGAGUCCCACGUCGCGAUCUUUUGAAGGCUGGAAAGUUUCACCUUUGCCCUUGAAUUUCGAUGUCUAUCUCUUCAACUGGACCAACCCGGAGGACUUUUACGUGGGUUCGGGCAAGAAGCCUCGAUUCGAGCAACUGGGUCCCUACCGGUUCCGGGAGAGUCCCGACAAAGUGGACAUCGAUUGGCACAACCACAACUACUCCGUGUCCUUCCAUAAGAAGUCGUGGUUCUAUUUCGAUGCAGAAGCCAGCAACGGCAGUCUUUCGGAUGAGGUGAACACUGUAAACAGCGUGGUCCAUUCUGCGGCCUUGCGGGCAGCUGGCACCUGGGGAGGAUCCGUUGUGAACUUUUUCUCGAAUGUGUACAGUCAGAAGGCUUUCGUCACCAAAACUGCCGAGGAGCUGCUCUUCAAGGGCUACCAGCACCCAUUUGUUACACUGGGAAAGUUUUUCCGGCCCGAGGAUGUGCCCUAUCACCGCAUUGGGUUUCAGUAUCCGCGCAAUGGCAGUGCCGGCUUCGAUGGCGAUAUAAACAUGUUCACGGGAGUAGACGAUAUUGCGAAAAUGGGUCAAAUACAUACGUGGAAUAAUCUGACGCACACCGCCUUCGAGGGCAGCUGCGGCGACGUGCACGGCUCCAUGGGCGAGUUUUUCCCCCCCAACCUUGGCACCAACGACACCGUCUACAUGUACAUGCCCAAAAUGUGCCGGGCCAUUCCGCUGGACUACACCGAGACGGUGACCGUGCACGGGGUAACGGCCUACAAGUACAGCGGCACCGAGCACGCUGUGGACAAUGGCACCCUCUACCCGGAGACAAGCUGUUACUGCGUCAAUGGCAAAUGCUCGCCAAUUGGGGUGAUCAAUAUUGGUCCGUGCGCCUUCAACUCCUCCGUCUACAUGUCCUUCCCGCACUUUUAUAAAGGCGAUCCCAGCUACCUUGAGGCCAUCGAGGGCCUGCAGCCGGAGAGAGAGAAGCACGAGUUCUUCAUGACCCUGGAACCGAACGCUGGCGUGCCCAUGGAUGUGGGCGGCGGCUUCCAGGCCAACUAUUUUAUGGAGCCCGUACCAGGAAAUCCAAUCUUUGAAAAUGUGCCGACGGUGAUGAUGCCCAUGAUGUGGUGCGAGGAACGUGUUCGGGUCUCGGAGGAGAUCGCCAACGACAUUGCACUGGUACCCCUAAUCGUGCUCCUGGGCCAGAUAGUCACUGGUAUUCUGCUCGCUGGCGGCCUCAUAUGCACUUGCUGGUAUCCCACGCGGCAAGUGACGCACUUCUGCCAGAGUGAUCCAAAGGCUAAGGCCAGUGUCCUGCGACCACUGACCACAUUUGGUGUCAGUUCGCCGGCAUCCACCGCUCCGCCGCUAUCGCAGUUGUUCCGAACCAACCAGAGCGAAACCGGCAAUGAGCGGGUGGGAGUGAGACUUCUGGACUACAGACGCGAUUCCGGAGUGAGGGAGGAGAUGGGAGCCGUGGAAGGAUCGCCCAGGGAACGAUUGAUCGGCAUGGAGUCGUCCGAUGUGAUAGCCAUUACCAGAUAAUACAUGAACUGGCAGCGCGCAUUUUUGGCAGUGCCGCCCACGUUCGUCUGCCUGAGACUCAUUUACGUCGCCGUAGCUUAGGAUUGCAUAUUGUGAUGAAGCCAUAAUGCCUUAGCCACUUGCUCACAUUCAUUUCCACACAUUGCCGCUUUUUGGAGGUUUCCCAAGCUCUGCAAGCUCUGCGCCAGCGAGAGAGAUUAAUAAGAUUAUUUAUUUUAGUGCCAAAAAGAAAACGAUGCAGAGACCCCAACCCCAAGCAAAAGUCAUUAACUAGUUAGUAGGCUAAUCUACGAUUAAAGUGUAAAUAGAUAAAGUCAUUAAGUGCUCCAUUAUCCUAUAUCACUUCUCAUUUCCCAAUAUGGUUGAAAUGAAACUGCGCACGCCCAAAGUAUUUAUAUAUAUUCAUACGAUAAUGCCUAACAUUUGUGAAUCGUAGAGCGAUCAAGAAGAACUAUUUAAAACUAAAUAUCCUUUGCUCACCUUUUAAAGUCUAAAGUGCAAAGAUUUCGCAUAUCCUAUGUAAAUAUAUCAGUCAUUGUAAGACCUAAGAUAGUAAAGCACAGCUGUGAAACCCGGAUAUACUUCCACAAAAAAAUUCCUUAAGAUAUAUACUUUGAAUUAAAGAUUACGAAUAAAAAAAAGAUGCUUAUUCGAAA
Messenger RNA from Drosophila bipectinata, 2365 nucleotides. It is a transcript of the gene pes, whose product is annotated as peste. Gene Ontology annotation, cellular component: cytoplasm; membrane. The record is from RefSeq and is a predicted model, not a curated record. Gene Ontology annotation, molecular function: scavenger receptor activity. Lineage: Eukaryota; Metazoa; Arthropoda; Insecta; Diptera; Drosophilidae.